CGAGGGGAGACGUGCGACAUUUACUUGAAUCUAUGGUAAAGGACCCCCAUUUUUCUACUGUUCCGAGAAGAAUGAUACCAGGCCGCUGACAAGAGAAAAAGGCUUCUCCUGACAAGCUUUAAAAACCAUGGACUUUCUGAAAUGUGGUUCAUGCGGCACCAUUUUCCACGAGCUUGACACCUUUAUCACACAUAAACAGAAAGGAUGCACUGGCAAGCCUGAAGAUGCGGAGACCACAGAGAAAAAAGCCAAUGCAGAGACGUCUGAGAAGGUGACACCAAAGGAGGAGCAAGCAACUACGGCCAAGAAGCCUGUCAAAGAUGAAGAGGCAUCCGAAGACAAAAAAGCUUCUGUCGCUCCCUCAGCCUCCAAAAACAAUGGUCUUCAGAAGACAGGUCGGCGUGGCUUCCCUGGCUAUCUGCAUCAGCGUUUGCGGCAACAGAAGAAGCUUCAGAUGCAACGCGCCUGCAAGGUAGCGGCCGCCGAGCGGCAGCAACAGGCCUCCAAGGCCCAGCAGGCACGUUCGCACGGUCCUGGAACAUCUGUUGCCUGUGGCCGCUGUGAAGGCUGCAGAAGAACCGAGGACUGUGCUCAGUGUGCCAACUGCACGGAGAAAAAGACGGGUCUUCGUGGACCAAGAAAAAAGUGCCUGCUGAGGCGCUGCGAGAAAAGCACAGCACAGAAAAAGAAAGUGUACAUAGUGGAGAAGAUACUAAAGAAGAGGGUGAAUGCCGCUGGAAAAGUUGAAUAUCUCCUCAAAUGGAAGGGAUACCCAGACUCAGAAAACUGCUGGGAGCCAGAAGAGAACAUUAUCAGCAAGCGGCUCAUCCAGUUAUUUGAAAAAGAGCAACAAGAGGCUGCCCGCACAGAGAACAAAACGGACGCCAAAGAUGAACUCGGCAGCUCCUCAAGCAAAGAGAUCAAGGAUGAGGAUGACAGUACAAGUGAAGACGCCGAAGCAGCCACUCAUAAGCGCAUAUUCUCGGCUCUGGGCCUCCACCGACAAGGAGAGGAGCUCGCCACGCCCACAACCGAACCAGGUCGCAGAGGCCGCACUAGUAAGUCAGCCGCAAAAGACUUUAUUAAGACGGUGUGCAGCAAAAGGCCGCGGAGCCCAGAGUCACUCGCAUCUCCAACGCGAAUGUCCAACGCAUCAACAGGCACUCCGCUGUCCAAACGACCCACAACCGUAAUGAGUCCCAACGCUCGGGAAACGGCUGCUGGGGACACAGCAGUAUCUGGCGAAGCAAAAGCGGAAGACACCGAGUCCAUAGCAAUCAUCUACAUCCCAAAGCCGGACGAUCCCGGCAAGUACAUUACUGUGAAAGGCGAUCAUCGGCAAGUGAGUGGCUUGGACAGGGUGGACCUGAAUCCUGUGGUUGUUUUAGGUCCCAAGCAUCCGGAGAUCAAAAGUGUACCUGGGCCAUCGAGUGGUGCUACAGGGACGGAAACAAAGGAGCCAGCCUCGUCAACGCCCAAGUCGCAGGAAGAGCCACGAACAAUCAAUGUGGAAGUGGUUCAGCUGGGCUCCCUCGAAGAGGAGGAGGAGGAAGAAGAGGAUGGCUCGUUCACUUCACCGUACCGCAAGCCAUCAGUGGUGGCCCGAGCACGCAUGAAAGCUGUCGGAAUGUUCUCUUCGCCGUCACGUCAGAUGGCUUACCACCGGGGCCCUGGCAGGCCACGCAAGACGACUCUGCCUGUGCCUACGCCAUCUCGCAGAGGUCGCAAGAGGAAACGACCGGCUAGGGAUGACUUCUACUACGGUGAUGAUGAUACAGAGUUUGUUCCUUCCCUGUCCCGUUCGACCAAGUGCAAGACUGUAGUGGAGGUUGUGGGUGAAGAUGUAGAUCCCGCGUCUAUAGUGCCAGAGGUCCCCAAGAAGAAAGUGGGCCGGCCACGCAAAUACCCACCACAUCCCAUGCACCACCUGUCACCACAGCAACGCAAGAUGCUGGCGGCGCGGCGUGGCCGCAAGAAGCUGACACAGCCGCGUACUCGACGGAACCGCGUGUUUGUGGUGAUGGCUGAUGGCACUAUGGUGGAAGUGUGCGGCACAGACCGACAACGGGCGGUUGAGCGGGCAACCGAGAAGGUGCGUGCCAUGCGGGAGGGCGGCGCCGACACACUCGCUGCGGAUGAAACGGACCUUGCUGAGGAUGAGGACAGCAUGCCAGCAGCACCGGCUGCAGGCAUCGCAACAGCAGCAGCCACUGCGAAAGAACCUGCUCCGGACGGUGCUACCGGCAGCACUGGUACAGUGGGGCCAAGCGUAACAAGUCCUACCGGAGCAGGCACCCCACAAGGUGUGAUAGGCAAUCGGAGGAGGAGCAGCACCCAGAUGAGCCUGGAGGAGUGCACCAAUGACGCCGUGGACGACACGCACACUCUCAAGCUGCCCAACACAGUGCAGCUGGUAGAAAGCGAACUCCCAUUGGCCGAGGCUGAAAACGCGGACUCCCUCAUCGGCAUGUUCCUCUUCCGACAGGUGUUCUCCCCUAAUGACACCAGCCUGCAAUGCCUGUUCUGCCAGUCCAAGUAUGUGUUCCGUUUCCCCGUUGACCUGGAGAAGCACUACCACGUGAUCCAUGAAAUAGCCGUGCACAGUGCCAAGGCAGAGUUCAGCGAGGCUGUGGUGUUUGUGUGUGUGCCCCCAGAUGUCACUGAGGACACCACACUGAACUCCACGUGUCGGUUCUGCGACCUCACCCUGCGCACCCUCUCGGAGGUACGCGACCACUACCCGGAGGUGCACUCCAAGACUGUACGGCUUGUGGCCGAGUCGCAGUGA
Molecule: messenger RNA, 2788 nt
Organism: Rhipicephalus sanguineus (brown dog tick)
Lineage: Eukaryota; Metazoa; Arthropoda; Arachnida; Ixodida; Ixodidae
Biological process (GO): chromatin organization; negative regulation of transcription by RNA polymerase II
Cellular component (GO): pericentric heterochromatin
Molecular function (GO): chromatin binding; zinc ion binding; DNA binding
Source: RefSeq, a predicted model, not a curated record